Messenger RNA from Aplysia californica (California sea hare), 2568 nucleotides. RefSeq names its product microtubule-associated protein 11. The transcript is spliced from 13 exons. Gene Ontology annotation, cellular component: TRAPPII protein complex. NCBI's taxonomy places the organism in Eukaryota, Metazoa, Mollusca, Gastropoda, Aplysiida, Aplysiidae. The record is from RefSeq and is a predicted model, not a curated record. The coding region runs from base 208 to 2286 and encodes 692 amino acids. Gene Ontology annotation, molecular function: alpha-tubulin binding. Gene Ontology annotation, biological process: cilium assembly.
UACCCAAAUUGUCAUAAAAAUGUAUUAAUAAUUUGGUAAUUUCGCGAUAAUUUUGCAAGGAUCGAUUCGCCACCACAGAAUUCUGUGUUCGCCACUGACCUGCUCAGUUCUAUUUAUAGCAGUGGCUUUUUCCCGGUGAGGCGUGACACCGGAAGUGCUAAUGUUAUUGAUCUUUGAUUCUUAUCCUACUUUCCUUUUCGUGUAAACAUGGCUGCUCAGGUGCAGUCUGCAGAGGGCAGUGACUGCAGGGAUAGUAAUGCCAAGUCUUUUAUAGACGAUAUAGGGGUGCUGAGUUUAGAGGGUUUUGGCAGUCAAGGAUCUCAGACAUCUUCGAGGAAUCCUCAGGAUGGUAUAAGUUCAAGUUUACCGUUGAGCUCUGUAUAUUUGGGUGAAACUGUCAGAUACGAGAUUGUCGUAAGUAAACACCCGUCUGUCAGAGAAUCCAGUUCGUGGAAGAAACUUAUCAGUACUAUCUCCAGUCAAGCUGUCAUUGUGCCUUUGCUCAGUAAGCAAGGUACGGAUAGCACAGUCAUAUCUGAACGAGUGGAAAGAAAAUCUGAAACCUGCGGCCCUGUGAAGGAAUCUGGAACAGCAAGCAGGGUUGGAACGAAGAAUUCAUCUGUUGACAAUCCAAAUCCAACAAAUAAUGGACUUCUUUGCUCUGUUUUAGCUACGUUUGUUGGGAGCACUGGUUCUGUGUCAUCAUCUGAGGAAAAAGAUUCCAGUAUGUCACGACCAUACUUCCGAGACGACGACACGUUUGUCGUGCCGAUGUCUUCGAGUCUGCAAGACGCCCCGCCCGAGUGCUGCCGUAUACGUCUAAGCGUCACGGUGUGGCUGUACACCGUCAGCGUCAGUACCUCGCCGACAUCACCUGAGGUUGCCAUGGAAAUAGGGUCGACCCCACUUGGGUCAGAUAGCACCACAGCAGCUACUGUUCCUUGCCCCACCACCAACGGACACCGGUCGGCCAGCGGUCAAGACCCAGUGAUGGAGAGAGCUAAUCUGGCCGACGGUCAGCCGUGUGGCAGUCUGAGCCUGGAGAGUCCCGUGCGAGUGUCCAGCAGCUUCCGGUCCGUCCAGGAGAAGACAGUGAGCUGCCUGCUGCGUAUCCAGGGACCCCCGGAGCUGACCUGUCGCCACACGGCCGCCGGACUCAAACAUCUCCUCCUACUCUCAGUGAGCAACAGCACCAGUGGUCAGAUGGUAAUCAAAAGCCUGCAGAUAUUGUCCAGCUCCACGCCCGUCCACGAUGUGUCAGUCACCACAGACGAUGGGAGCUCUGUGAAGUGGGAACACUGCCAUCAGCUGAUCAGCCUAGAGAGCCCCAAACAUCGACAAGCCUUCCCCGCCAUCUUACAGCCAGGGGAGAGCUUCUGUCUCAUUUAUCGGCUACACCUGUCUUCUAUACCGUCAGAGUCGGAGCUGUCUCUGAGAGCCAACAUCAAGUGGACACACGCCGGUGCCACCAGUGAACUCACAACUCUUUACAGGUUGCCCCGGAUCAAGAUUAGAUGUCCGCCGUUCAUCGUGACAGUGAAGUGUGACGAGAGAGUCGAGAUCCACAAGACAUUCUACGUGACCUACUGCAUCUCUAACCAGCUGCACGACUUUAUGAGCAUGAGGCUGUACUUCAACAUGGACAACAUGUACCGGAAUCUCAUCGAACAAGGUGCUAGCGGCGAGGAGUUUGAGAAGGUCGUUCACCUCAAGGACUCUGUGGUGUGCCACGACCCAGAUAUUGCCAUCAGCUCAUGUCCCCGAGGUUCCAGCGUCCCGAUACAAGUAGGCUUCCAGAUCCACCAGCCUGGCCUCUACGAGCUAAGUGAACUGAUGAAGGUGAACCUGAGAUACUCCCUCCCGGAGAAACCCUCCCCCCCUGCCCCCCCAGACAGCCGUGAGAGCCGCACGCCCUCCACGGACACGAGUCUGUCCCUCCAGUCUCCCGACGACCACCUCCUGGCGUCCGAGGAGUUGUGGCGGGGUCGCAGUGGCAGCACAGCGUCUCUUGCCACCCCCGUGCUGCUGCAGACGGCCGAGGAGAGGCGGCGCAGUUUCGCGUCCAAGUCGUACUCCUUCGGCGACCUUGGCCCGACCGUCUCGGCAGACUCCGACGAAGUUGCGGCGCACAACAAAAACAAGCUGAUUCAGCGCUCCCCCACAGUGCCCCCGCCCCGCCCCCAGCCCCCGAGGAUGUUAAGUCAGACAGAGAGAGAGCUGGUUCGACCGAGUAACUUCCUGAAGCAACCGUUCUACGUGUAUGUGCAGGACCCCAGUACGUUGUGAUGAGGGAGGAGAGAGGGAGGGAGGGGAGGAGGGAGAGGAAGGAGGGAGGGAGGAGAGAGAGCUGGUGCAACCCUCAAACUUCCUCAAGCAACCGUUCUACGUGUAUGUGCAGGACCCCGGUAUGUUGUGAGGGAGGAGGGAGGGAGGAGGAAGGGAGGCAGGGAAAGGGAGAAGGGGGGAGGGAGAGGGACGAGAGAGAGUGGUGGUGCGACCCUCAAACUUCCUGAAACAACCGUUCUACGUGUAUGUGCAGGCUGUGAUGGGGGAGGAGGGAGGAGGGAG